UGCUACAACAUGGCGACGACUGAUCAGUCCUCGAUUCCAAUCUACUUCCAAAGGACGCUCGUUCCACCUCAUUCAAUCGCAGUGUCUGCUUUGGGCUCCUCGCGACCCUCCUCGCGAUUUGCAUCUCCAGCUUCGUCUCCAGCACUUACACCCACCAAAUCAUUUGCUGACUCGACUGUAGCUUCAUUGAAAACAUUCCUGCCUCGUACAACCCUUCGCAAAUCGCCCGACCAUGCAGGCAAUAUGGAGCGGCUGCUCUUUUUUCGAGAAUGCUUCCGUAGGAUGGAGUUUUGGGAGGAAAGCGCUAUCCUGGAGAGGAUGUAUUAUAAGAAUAAGUCUCAGCACAGACAUGCCGGGUACUUUCAGCGACUUUGCGAGUGUCGUCGCCUUGUCUCGCGGAUAAUGGAACUCGGUAUGGCUGGACUUAUGGACGAUCUGGUGAAGAAUUUUUAUUCCGGGAGAAGCUUGAAGGCCGCGAUGAGUGGCAAUGUGCAGUGGGACUCUAUACCAUAUCGAUCAACCGUGGCGUUUACGAUGACACGCAUCAUUGGAUCAGUCCUGCUGCUGCAAAAGUUACAGUUCGCAUUGCACGAAACCUAUGGGACAUUUUAUCAGCUCAUGUCAAAAACCCAGUUCAUGUCGUUUGCGCUAAUAGUAAUUGGACUCUGCAGCAGACUGACAGUGCUAUCAAAAGCAUGGACAAGCGAACUUGUCGACUGCUAUGAGCUGCUAAAUACAUGGAUCAAAUUGUUUCCAAAGGAGGACACCCGAUCGAACUCGGUGGACUACGAAGGGCAACUUCCAGAUUCCAUUCACAGUUUGAUUGCUGCCAAAGUACCUACGAUCCCGAAACUACCAUCGCCAUCGAUGCAACCCCAGUAUAUGGAAUAUGUGCCAGUAGAAGGAUUAGAUUUGGGCGAAGUUAUACAACGAGCAGAGUUACCUUCUGCACUAGAAUCUUCAACAGCACGGCCACAACAGAGGCAGAACUACCCUUUCUCGCUAAAGUCCGAACCAGGACCUGACUCGAGCUUGGAAAAUGCGGACCUAGACGACACACACGCCAGUCUCCGAGGCGAAACCGACACAAUCUCUGGGAAAAAUUCUACCACUCCUUCAAUUAUUCAAUCCAGCAAGGCGAAGAAGACACUGUCGGAUCUGUCGGAUAUGGAUAAAAUCUUUGGGGACAAAAAGAAACAGAAGGCGAAGGACAAAAUGAAAGUAAAAAAUAUCGGCGACUCUGCCGCAUCCCCGUUUCAGUCUGCUCCCUCGUCAUCAGGCCCGAAUUCAGGUUUGAAGGGCAAGGCCAACACUGGAUCCACCACAAACUUUGACGACAUAUUUAGUUUUGAUCGGCAGCCAUCUUCAGCGCGAGGAGCAACCACUACAAAGCUGAAGAAGAUAAGCAAGGAGAUCGACGAUAUCUUUGGGACUUCCAAAAAGCCAAAGAAGUCGACAGGCUCGGAGAUCCUUGGUGGCCCACCAAAAAAGAAAAAGAAAUAAAUUACACGUGAUGAUUGUGACCUCGCUGAACGUCAUGGCAUUUGAGAAUGGUGG
This is a messenger RNA of Gamsiella multidivaricata, 1557 nucleotides long. RefSeq lists its product as uncharacterized. The coding region runs from base 10 to 1503 and encodes 497 amino acids. The transcript is spliced from 4 exons. NCBI's taxonomy places the organism in Eukaryota, Fungi, Mortierellomycota, Mortierellomycetes, Mortierellales, Mortierellaceae. The record is from RefSeq and is a predicted model, not a curated record.